Messenger RNA from Rhizoctonia solani, 1482 nucleotides. RefSeq names its product aldehyde dehydrogenase family protein. The transcript has 13 exons. Lineage: Eukaryota; Fungi; Basidiomycota; Agaricomycetes; Cantharellales; Ceratobasidiaceae. Gene Ontology annotation, molecular function: aldehyde dehydrogenase (NAD+) activity. The record is from RefSeq and is a predicted model, not a curated record. The coding region runs from base 1 to 1482 and encodes 493 amino acids.
AUGACCAAGCUCGACGUCACGGCCAUAAAGUUUUUCAACAUCAUCAACGGUCACAAUCCUGCCACUGGUGCUUACCUUGCGGACGUCCCGAUCGCGACAAGCGAGCAACUCGAUGAAUGUGUUGCCGCUGCCAGAGCCGCACAGCCGGCAUGGGGCGCCAAGUCGUACGAAGAGCGUGGCGUAGUGCUGAACAAGCUUGCGGACGAGCUUGAGAAGAAUGCAGACUUGUACAAACAACUAUUAGUUGCUGAGCAAGGCAAACCUCUGGCCGGUGCGGCAUUGGAGAUCGGGGGUUCUGUCCACUGGCUACGUGAAGUCUCUCGGCAACGACUGGAGGACAAGAUUCACGUCGAUACACCCGAGCGUCGGGUAGUCACUCGUCAUAUUCCCCUUGGAGUUGUCGGAGGAAUUGUGCCUUGGAACUUUCCGCUCCUACUCGCCACCUGGAAAAUCGCCCCCGCUCUUCAAGCAGGAAAUUCGAUCAUCAUCAAACCGAGUCCCUUUACGCCUCUAGUAACACUUCAUUUCAUUGCCAAGUGCGUAGUUAAUAAUAACCGGAUGGACUCACUAGUAAACGCAGACUUUAGUUGCCAGUCAUUGAUUCCUCCAGGUAUUCUCAGCGUUCUCAACGGCGAUGAUGGCCUUGGCCCCUUGAUCACUGCACAUAAAGGAGUCGACAAGAUAGGAUUCACGGGGUCGACUGAAACAGGAAAACGUGUUAUGCAAAGCGCCAGCGUCAAUCUUAAACGCCUUACUCUGGAGCUCGGUGGCAACGACCCUCUCAUUGUGCUUCCGGAUGUCAGCCCCGAGCAAAUAGCACCUCUAGUCAUAUCUUUUGGGCUGCGUUCCAGGCAAAACAAUGCUCAAUUCUGUAACGCUGCCAAGCGGGUGUACAUCCACGAUGAUAUCUAUGAGAAGGUUAGAGAUGCACUCGUCGCGUACGCAAAACACAUUACAGUGGGAGAUGGGUCCGACGAGAAGACGCAGCUAGGUCCCGUUCAAAACUCGUUGCAAUAUAACAAAGUUAAGACUUUCUUUGAGGACUGCACAGAGAAAGGGUAUUCGUUUGUAAUGGGAGGGAACUUGGACGCGUUUUCUGGACCAGGGCUAUUUAUGCCUAUUACCAUUAUUGACAACCCACCCGAGGACAGCAAAAUUGUUACACAAGAACCGUUCGGGCCGAUACUACCGAUCAUGCGCUGGAAAGACGAGGAAGACGUGAUUAGGCGAGCGAAUGAUACCGAAUGGGGUCUUGGCGCUUCGGUAUGGGGAAACGAUAUCGCGCGUGCGGACAGGAUCGCAGAGAAACUUGAAGCGGGAACUGUUUGGGUCAACGAGAUACAAAUUUAUGGACCCUGGAUUCCUUUUGGAGGCAUAAAGCAAUCAGGAGUGGGUGUAGAAAAUGGGCUUGCUGGUCUUGCAAGCUUCACCAACUACCAAACGCUUUCUUCAACCAAGAAAAUUCCCGCUUUCGGCCUAUAA